AUCAUUUGGUGACUGUCAAGAUGUUCAAACUGGUUUCUCUGCUGUUAAUACUUCCUGUUAUUUACGCGCACGUGCGUGUGGACGUGACGUCGAAGGACGGCCAGGAUGUGACCGCGUCCGGGAGCUCCGUGAGGACUGUGACGGAAGCGGACAUGAAGACGUUCGGCUUGACGGAGGAGGUUCUCCGGAAAUCCGUCUGGUCUUACUUCGGGGCUCUACCCGAUAAUGUGUUCUACAAAAGCCCGACCUUGUGGGGAGACCUCUAUAAGACUUUAAACUGGGAGCCCGUGAAGAUGACGAUGUCGCCGAUCAAUACCUCCGUGCUCUCGGUGGCGAUGGAACCGACACUCGUCAUGACCAAACACUUUUUCAAUAAUAAAACCGAAGAUUUAGAUAUUAAGACUGAUAUCAGUCAGACCUUCGUGCACACUGUGUCUGCGUCCUGGGACAAGGAGGGAGAGUUAGGCGUUGAAAAGAUUCGCCACGGGUUUGAUUUCGACACUGCCAUGGACCAGGGGUACUUCUCUUUCCUCUCCAAGUGGGGCGAGGACUUCGAGAGUACCUGGCCGAUGACUCUCCACACCGAAGUUCAAGUUACUUUGAAGCCAGACCAACAUUUGAUCGCCGAAGUUUACGCCACUAAGAGAACCGCCAUUAUGAGGGUAGACUUCGAGACCACUUUAAGUGGAACUGUGGCUAUUAACUUCGAUAAGGAGUACAAGGGUCACCGUUUCUGGUCGUUGGAUAUAAACACUCUCCUGCUCUCAGACGGUCUCAAGCGCUCCAUGUACUCCUCGGAGAUGUUAGAGCUGCUUCAUUUCACAGAAGCUUCUGUCGUGUUCAAAGACGCUCUCACUCAGGAGAUCGUGUCCAGGACUCCCGUUCACUUCCAUUAGAACGAUUAAUGUAUAAUAAAUAAUUUUGCGUCACAUUUUUUGUUAUUUUUAUUUGAGACUUCGUAUUUUAGUUCGAUUUGAUAAAUAACCUUACGCUGUGACGCCGACACUAUCAGUAAUGUGUUUCUAGUCUCGGCGUCAGUUCGUUUCCUCUUCCUCAAAUCUCCUCACCGUUCCUGACGCACAGAUCAGGAAGUCAUCUU
This is a messenger RNA of Danaus plexippus (monarch butterfly), 1099 nucleotides long. RefSeq lists its product as uncharacterized. The transcript has a single exon. The record is from RefSeq and is a predicted model, not a curated record. NCBI's taxonomy places the organism in Eukaryota, Metazoa, Arthropoda, Insecta, Lepidoptera, Nymphalidae. The coding region runs from base 21 to 896 and encodes 291 amino acids.